ACAAACUUUUUAACAAAUACAUCGAUGAAUCCGACAAUAUCUCUGAAAAAUAUGAAUAUGAAGUAGAAGAGAACAAUAAUGGUUUUGGAACAACUGAUAAUAAUAAUAAUACCUUCGUUGAUGAUACUGAUGAUAUACCUACC
This is a messenger RNA of Entrophospora candida, 143 nucleotides long. NCBI's taxonomy places the organism in Eukaryota, Fungi, Glomeromycota, Glomeromycetes, Entrophosporales, Entrophosporaceae. The record is from the annotation of a GenBank genome assembly.